AGAAGUCCUAACCACAAGCCCAAAUCUGAAGUUCAUCCAAACCGGCCCACGGAUCCCAACUCCCGGAACGUCAUAAACAGUCUCCUGCAUCCACCCCGGGAUAUUGUUGCGAAUCCAAUUACAGAGAGAAGAAGAAAAAAUGGGGAGGAAGAAGGGAGUAGCAGAGUUCGAAGAGACGGCGCCGGAUGACUUCGAUCCGGCGCAUCCGUACAAGGAUCCGGUGGCGAUGCUGGAAAUGAGGGAGCAUCUGGUUAGGGAGAAGUGGAUUAACAUUGAGAAGUCGAAGAUCCUGAGGGAGAAACUCAGAUGGUGCUACCGCAUCGAAGGCGUCAAUCACUACCAGAAAUGCCGCCACCUCGUUGAACAGUAUCUAGACUCAACUCGCGGCAUCGGCUGGGGCAAGGACGGCCGCCAUCCUUCUCUCCAUGGGCCAAAGCCUCAGCCUGCUGAAUCCGAAUGAUUCUUGCCACUGCCUCUGCUAUCUGAGGUGAAUGAAUUAGGAUUUCAAAUAUGAAGUGGAAGCAAAAUUCGAGCCUGCCUAAGCAUCUUUGAUGAUUCGUGUUAUUUAAACUUCCUAUCAUAAGGAGCUUUCUUUUUUCCUUUUAUGCACAGAAGCUGCUUGUUCCAGGCAUUAACCUUUGUUCUUUUGACCUUUAUUCCUAGAUCACUGCCUGUUAUUUCCGUAUAUGCAAUGAAAGGAAAUGCCUUUACCGAGUGGAAUAAAUUUUUUCAGCAAUGCUUGAGCUACUUUCAUGCUGAUUAUGAA
This is a messenger RNA of Carica papaya (papaya), 766 nucleotides long. Its product is annotated as NADH dehydrogenase [ubiquinone] 1 beta subcomplex subunit 10-B. Lineage: Eukaryota; Viridiplantae; Streptophyta; Magnoliopsida; Brassicales; Caricaceae. Gene Ontology annotation, cellular component: respiratory chain complex I. The record is from RefSeq and is a predicted model, not a curated record.